This is a messenger RNA of Suillus subaureus, 1555 nucleotides long. RefSeq lists its product as uncharacterized. The record is from RefSeq and is a predicted model, not a curated record. NCBI's taxonomy places the organism in Eukaryota, Fungi, Basidiomycota, Agaricomycetes, Boletales, Suillaceae. The coding region runs from base 230 to 1093 and encodes 287 amino acids. The transcript has 15 exons.
AGCAUGAAAGGAAGACUUGCAUCACGCUAUCUUACACAUUGCUGGAGAUAUCUGCGGUAGAGAUGCGCCGGCACUCAGCUGAGUGAAACAUGUAUUCUACUCGAUUCUGCCUGUUGGCAUUGCUUUGUUGGCCAUCAUAUAUCACUGAGGCACUGUGUGUAUGUAUAUAUAAGGUACAUGAUAUCGUGCAUCCCUCAUCCGCAAAACCUCUUUUCUACCUCUCGAGUUGAUGGAGCCUGAGUAUUCGGCUGACACUUUUGCGGCGGCGAGCAGUCUCCGGACCUCCACUUACAUAUACACGUCGAUGGCUACAUUUUGGAUCUACAGUUAUUCCUGUUCACUUCAUGAGGAGUGGAUAUUCCUGCUUCAGUCCCGCUGGACUAAGAUGAAGGGCCUUUAUAUUGUUGCACGAUAUGCGCCUCUUCUCUUAUUCACGGGUCGCCUUUAUAUGAAUUCCGCCCCCGAAGAGAACCCUAAUAAAUGCCAGAUCCUCGACAACGUCUGCUCAUGUUUCAGCCUAAUCUCAAUCAUUUGUUCCGAAUCUUUUUUCGUCCUCAGAACAUAUGCACUAUGGAACAAAAAUAGAUUCGUACUUGCAGCCAUGCUGGCCGCCUUUUUUGGUGCCGGCGCAGUAUCCGCUGGCCUGUUCUUCGCAUUUCUCGACACUACACCAUUUGAGACUAGCCCGAUCCCGGGUAUUACAGGUUGCUACCAGCCCUCGGGCAGCAUCGGGUUCUUUGUACCAUUUAUUCUCUUAUCUGUGCUCCAACUGGGACUCAUCUCCCUCACGCUCAUACGCGCUCUGCAGACCUGGCGGGCGUCUAACAACCAUCUGUCUUCCGUCCUGUUGAAACAUAACAUAGUUUACUAUGCAUGCGGUUUUUUGUGCUCGAUGAUGAACAUCCUCGCGUCGGUGCUCCUUCAUAAUGCCUACAAGGCCAUGUUCCAAGAUUUUCAGUUUGUCAUCCUCGCGAUCCUCGCCACACACAUGCACCUCCAGCUUUGGCAUAAAGAUCGGCACCAGCAUAGCUCUAAUACUGUUACGCUUAUUCCCAUGUCCGAAAUGUCAUCUGUGGGCCGUAGUACGGCGUAACUUCGUAGCGGGGAGGUCUAAUGUGGGUCUAGACAGUGCCUUUGAGAGGUCCUGGUUCAGGCAUCUCUGCAGCAGUAAUCUGCAUCUAUAUAUCGACUCUUGCUGUCGAAAUAGCCUUUCCAUCCCGCGGGGAAUCACAUUGCGUCCAAUGUCUUGUCGCCUGGCUUGUUCGACCUUCUUCAUGGAGGUGUGAGGUGACUCGUCUCCAUGCACGGGAGGUUUUAUUUUGAUCGGCGAGCGCAAGGAAUUCGGUAUGGAAAAAUUGAGCUUGGUCGGAUUCAGGAUCCACGCACUUAAGGGGGACUGCAAUUUUAAAUCAUGGGCUAAGGAGCCUAAGGUGCAUUGGGAUGGAGUUGGUCUGUAAUAUCGAUGUGUUGAGCCUCCAACAGACCUAGUGUAUCAAAUGAUUCGGAGGAUUUAGUCGAUGGCGGAUGUGUUCUUCCCCUGUGGCUCAGUGCCGGA